Molecule: messenger RNA, 8775 nt
Organism: Ochlerotatus camptorhynchus
Lineage: Eukaryota; Metazoa; Arthropoda; Insecta; Diptera; Culicidae
Gene: Cad87A
Product: cadherin-87A
Exons: 22
Coding region: 1084-7239 (2051 amino acids)
Biological process (GO): homophilic cell-cell adhesion
Cellular component (GO): cell-cell junction; plasma membrane
Molecular function (GO): calcium ion binding
Source: RefSeq, a predicted model, not a curated record
AACGCCGCCGCCAAACGAGAGGCGGGCGAAAGUUUCGUUAUUAAUUCUUUAUCUCGAGUUUGUGUUGUUCUUUGGUGUGAUCAUUGUCGGUGUUGUUGUUGUUGUUAUCGUGGAGCCGGAGCCGGCAGCUACACACCAUUACCUUAAGAGCAAAGUUCUUCCGGUGUACCGUGAUCCUGGUGUCAUGCGGGAUGCGGUAGCUGGUGGGUGGUAAUCCAGCAAGGACCAUUUUUCUGCGACUGCCUCCGAGAAAGUGAGCCGGGAUAUCAUGAAUAUUUUAUACGACAAGUGUGCUUCACGUAGCUGUCAGUCAUUGUUGGGAUUGAGUGCAGUAAGAAAAUAAUAUCCUUUUGCUGAAGAAGUUGCUCCGGCCGGAGGAGGAGAAAAAGAAAAGAAAAGCAAAGAAGUCAUAAUAGAUAUGAGAAUAAAGAAAAUAUAAUUGAAACGUGUUUGUUGGAAAAAGUGUUGCAAAAAAUAAGAACGGGGUAGCUCCGUUGGAAGAAAUUAAAAGAAGCUACUAUUCGAGCUUGCUACCAAGAAGCCAAGGAGGCAAAAAGUGAACGGAAAAAGUGGAUGAUUUAUUCAGUGGAUCUCCUCCGCAGUGUCGGUGGUGUGGUCGCAGAUAGGAAGAAGCAUCGUCAGCAGCAGCAACGUUCGUCCUCCGUUCGUCUUCUCAGUGCAGGAAGGUGAAGGUUGUGCGAAACUGUAAAUCAAGCGGAACGACGACGACGACGACGACGGAAACGACGAAUAUGAAUGCGAAAGGAGUCGUCGUCAUCGUCGAGUUGGUCGCCUUCAUCGUCAACGUUGCGGCCCGGUGGCAGAACCAUUUUUCCGCAAGUGCUCGAGUCUAAGCGUUAUUAGGAAAAAGGAUUCGUAGAAAAAAAAAACAUACAGGAGGUCAAGAGGUGCACGACGACGGAGGAGAGCUUUCGUCAUCUGCAUUGUGAUUCGUGUGUUAGGAGGAGCGGACAGCGUGUGUCAGUGCAAGCAGCGUUAGAAGUUUGCUUCAAGAAUUUAUUUGGACCAACUGCUUCAGGACGACGUCGACGUAGCAGCAGCAGCAGCAUCACCAAUUCAGCAAUGAUAGCCUCCGCCCAGCGAUGGACAGUUUUAAUACCGUUCCUAACGAUAGGGUUCCUGCUUCAGACAUGUCACUGCAACUUGCCGCCGGUCUUCACGCAGGACAUGAACAACCUGGCCCUGUCGGAGACGACCCCGCUCGGCAGUGUCGUGUACCGGUUGGAGGGCUACGAUCCGGAAGGCGGUAACGUUUCGUUCGGUCUGCUCGGUUCGGACAACUUUCUGGUGGAUCCGACCAGUGGCGACGUCAAGGUGAUAAAAUCGUUGGACCGUGAGGACCAGGAUACGCUUUCGUUCUCAGUGACCAUCAAGGACCGCGUCAGCUCAGCGGGCAUCGAUUCGGAGAACGACAACGUGGUGAACGUUCCAAUCACGAUAAUCGUCCUGGACGAGAAUGACAAUCCGCCGGAAUUCCGCAAUGUCCCCUACGAAACGGAAGUCCUGGAGGACGCCACACCAGGCACCACCGUGUUCAGCUCGAUCCUGGUCACCGACAAGGACACAGUUGGCGAAAACUUGAUCAUUACCUGCAUCGAACAGCCGCUGAACCCGGACGCGUGUGAAAAAUUCACCAUCGAAACCAUCGAAAGCGGCCAGGAUCGGCUGACGGCGGCAGUGGUACUGCAAGGCCGCCUGGACUACAACGAACGGAUGAUUUACCAGAUUGUGCUGGAAGCGACGGACGGGAUGUUCAACGCCACGGCAGGACUGGAGAUUCACGUCAAGGAUGUUCAAAACAGUCCACCGGUGUUCCAGGGAUCGCUGGCUGCGGUGAUCAACGAAGAUAGCAAGAUCGGAACGCUGGUGAUGACGAUCCACGCGAGGGAUGGUGAUCGUGGACAACCGAGGAAGAUCGUCUACGAGUUGGUUACCAAUCCCAUGGACUACUUCCUGCUGGAUCGUCAAACGGGUGAGCUGCGAACCGCAAAGCCGCUAGACAAGGAAGCCCUCCCGGAUGACACAGGGUUGAUCAUUUUGACGGUCAAAGCUCGGGAACUGAUCGACGGAGUUCCGGGAAAUGACAACCUAACAAUGGCAACGACUCAAGCAUCGAUCACAAUUCGUGAUGUGAACGACUCGCCACCAAUGUUCAACAAGAAGGAGUAUUUCGUAUCGAUGUCAGAGAAUACGGCACCAGGAACGCCUCUACCGAUUGAGAUGAGUGUUCAUGAUCCGGAUGUUGGAGAGAACGCAGUGUUUGCGCUGCGGUUGAACGACGUUUCGGAAGUAUUUGACGUGGAACCGAAGCUAGUGACGGGUUCGUCGCAAAUUAGCAUUCGCGUUGCGAAUGGAUCGUUGGACUACGAGAAUCCGAAUCAGAGGAAGUUUAUUGUUUUGGUGAUCGCGGAAGAAACACAGACCAAUCCGAAGCUGUCAUCGACGGCUACGCUGACAGUUUCCAUUACUGACUCAAACGAUAAUCGACCAAUUUUCGAACAGGAUUCAUACUCGACUACGGUAUCGGAAACUGCUCAUCCAGGUCAUCUGAUUACAACCAUCACGGCCAGGGACUUGGAUUCGGGACAUUUUGGAGAUCAAGGCAUCCGGUAUUCUCUGUCCGGAACGGGAGCUGAACUGUUCAACGUGGAUCCCAUAACAGGUGCCAUCACGGUGGCAGAUUGCCCCGCUACGGACAACUACAACAGUAGAAGGCGAAGAAGACGUCAAAUCCCGACGUCCGAUGAGCUAUCUCAGGACUAUCCGGAGAUGAAGCGGUUUAACGUGUCUACCGAUGGACGGUCGGGCCUUUUGGAUCGCGGAGUAGACUACAUGGCGUACAAGGUCUUCAACAGCGGCGAAUCGAAUGAGUACAGGGACGUGAAUGUCGUCGCUCCUCCAACGGUUUCCAGCAGCUGGGAAACGUCCAGUUCGGAAGAGAGCGAAACGACCACCGGUUGGAGCAGUAUGGAAUCGGAAGAAUUUUUCACAUCCUCCACAACUCAGCAUCCGAUCCACUCGAACGAAAUCCAACACCGUUCGGAUGUGGGUCCGGGAAGAGCUCCCUGCCUGGACUACGAAAACCAAUCCGUCUACUACCUCUCGUACAAGGCAACCGACGACGUGGGUCGCGGUCAAACCUCUGUCGUGUCACUGCGAAUCACCCUCCUGGAUGCAAACGAUUCGCCCCCGGUCUGCGAGAGCCCCCUCUACCGGGCCUCGGUCGAUGAGGGAGCCGCCGUUUUUGAGCCUCCGCUCAUCAUCAAAGCCCGCGAUCCGGACGUCCUUUCGGAAAUUAAUUAUCGCAUAAUUGGCAACGAAGCAAUUACGCGCCAUUUCGAAAUCGACAAACGGACCGGCCAGUUGACCAUUUCCAAGAGCACCGCCCUCGAUGUGAACCAUUUGAAGUCGGAAAAUGUGUACUUCUCCGUCGAGGCAAGCGAUGGCCGUUUCACCACCCUGUGCUACGUGAACAUCACCAUCCGGGACGUGAACAACCAUGCACCGCAGUUCUCCGAAGAGCACUAUCUGGCUUCGAUCGAGGAGAACUUCCCGAUUGGCACCCUAGUCGAACGUUUACAGGCAAUCGAUUUGGAUACGGGCAUCAACGCCGAGAUCAGGUACCGGAUCCAGCAGAGCAGCUUCGACGAUUUUGCCAUCGACAACCAGACGGGCGUGGUGACCAUCGCUCGCAAGCUGGACUACGACCGACGGAACACGUAUCAGAUGGAGAUUGUCGCUGCGGAUCUGGGCACGCCGAGCCUCUCCGGAACGACCACCCUGACGGUGAGCAUAAUCAAUAGCAACGACAAGGCACCGUACUUCACGCCGACCACUCAACGGGCGGAAGUCUCCGAGGAUGCCCCGGUGGGAACGCUGGUUCAUACGCUGGUGGCGCUGGAUCCGGAUGUGGCGUCCAGUGAAGCGUUGGAUUAUGCGGCGACGGAACCCAUCACGGCGGUCGACAAGAACGGUAAAGAGGUACGCGAGAUGGAAGAUUUUAAGGACAUGUUCCGGAUCGAUCGAACCGGCAAGGUGUUUGUCAACAAGAAGUUGCAGCGGGACGAUUUUGCGGUGGUGCGCAUCACAGUGCUGGUAACGGACACGACCGCCCCGUCCAUUCAGCAGGGCGAAGGGCUACUCAUAAUCACAAUCAUCGACGUGAACGAGGAAUCACCGCUCUUCGUGCCUCCGUGGACACCGGAAGAGCCCCAUUACCGAUUCCAGGUGCUGGAGGAACAACCGAUCGGAACCAUCCUGACGACGAUGCAAGCAACAGAUGCAGACUCGACCGUCGCCGAGUACCGGAUGACAGAUAACAGCCAUUUCGAGAUAAACAACACAACAGGUCUGAUUCGCAGCAAAUCCCGCAUCGAUUACGAACAGACACCGACCAUCCAGUUCAACGUCACCGUGGUGGACACCGGAAUCCCGCAGCUGACCUCCACCGCCGAGAUAACGGUCGACAUCAUCAACACCAACGACAACGAUCCGGCCUUCGACGAGCCGGAGUACGAAAUGUCCGUGGUGGAGAACGCACUCAUCGGAACGGUUGUGGGUUCCGUAUCGGCGCGGGAUGCUGACUCGGGACCAUACGGACAAAUCACCUACUCCCUGGUCGGUGACCAGAGUGCAAGCUUUGCCAUCGAUCCGGACACCGGUGUCAUUACGGUGCGGAACAGCACGGCCCUGGACCGCGAACGGACGACAGAAAUCGGCCUGACAGCCAUUGCCACGGAUCGGGCACCGGAUGGGACCAGCCACUCGACCACCGCCCCCGUCACCAUCAAACUGCUCGACGAGAACGACAAUGUGCCGACCUUCUCGCAGAAGAUUUAUCACGCCACGGUAGCGGAAAAUGCGGCACUCAAUCCACCGGCAGCAAUCUUGCAGGUCAGCGCCACCGAUCCGGACGAGGGUGCGGCAGGAGACGUGAAAUAUAGCAUCAUCGGUAGCGAUAUUGAAAACACCUUCCGGCUGGAUGCAAACUCCGGUAUCCUGUAUCCGGGUGCGAGCCUGCUGGGACUGAACGGUAACUACCGCAUCGACAUCGAAGCCCGCGACGGGUUGGGAUCCGGUCCGCACAGCGAUCGAGCUGAAAUUAGAAUCGAAAUACAGAGCAUCAACCAGCACCGUCCGAUUUUCAUCAUGCCGGCCCUUUCGAACGCCACGGUGGAAAUUCCAGAGAAUUUAGCGAUGACGGAUUAUCUCGUGAUGACGGUCAAAGCGAACGACAGCGACAAGGGAACGAACGGCAAAGUUUUGUACCAUCUGCAGGUCAACAACCAGAACGUCCAGGAAACGGACGAGUUCGUCAUCAACGAGAUGUCCGGCGAACUGCGCAUCCGCAAGCCUCUGGAUCGGAAGAAACAAUCCCGCUUCGAACUGAUACUGGUUGCCCGGGACCAGGGAACGCCGGCUUGGUUCGAGACGCUCCGUUUCCUCACCGUUCUGCUGGUGGAUGUCAACGAAAACCACCCGGAGUUCCCCGAUGCUUCCAAUCCGUACAAGUUCUUCAUCGCUGAGAACAGCCCCCGGGACAUCCGAAUCGGCAAGAUUCAGGCCUUCUACGAUAGUCCCGAUCCGAAGAUCUACUACUACAUGCUGCUGGGCAACGAGGACGGAGCGUUCUACGUGGACAAGCUCACCGGCGAUAUCUACACCAACAAGACGUUGGAUCGGGAAGACACGGAUGUUUUCGCGCUGUACAUACAAGCUAGCAAGAAGCAGGAUCUGUUGAUUACCUCGCGGGAUCGCAUGAUGAUGAACAUCAAGAAGCUGGAGCGGGACGGUACGGUGGCGAAGGUGUGGAUUACGGUGCUGGAUGUGAAUGACAAUCCGCCGGUGUUCAAACAGGAAGUUUACUAUGCUGGCGUGAGUUCGAAGGCAUCGAUCAACGAGCUGGUAACGGUUGUCAAUGCUACGGAUAACGACUUGGGAGUUAAUUCAACGAUGGAGCUUUUCAUCAGUGGAUCCUAUCUGUACAAGUAUGGUGCUACAAAAACGACGGGAAGCAUCGUGCCGAGUCCGUUCGCAAUCAGCAGGGAUGGCCGCAUAACGACGGCCAACUACAUGGCGGAGUACAAUCAGGAUCGGUUUAUCUUGGAAGUGGUGGCGAAGGAGGUCGAAUCGCCGGAGCGGGUUGCUACCGCCAAGGUGUACGUUUGGAUCUUCAAUCCGGAACAAUUGGUGCGGGUGAUUCUGUCCCGGCCACCGUCCGAGGUGCACAUGGAGCGGGACGAGAUCAUCUCGGAGCUGUCGAAUGCGACGCAGAAGCUGAUCAUUGUGGACGAGAUCCGGUACCACGUGGACGGCCUCGGGCGGAUCCGGAUGGAUUGGUGCGAUAUGUACUUCCAUGCGAUCGAUAUGAGCUCGCAGACGAUCGUCCCGGUGGAGGAGAUUCUGCGCGAGAUCGACGCCAAGUACGACUUUCUACAGGAUUACAAUGCCGGCUUUUCGAUCGAGAACGUGGUCCCGGCUUACGCAACCAACGUACAGGACGAGUUCGACCUGGCCCUGGCUGCGAUAAUCGCUCUUCUGAUAGUGCUGUUUGUCGGUGCCGUAAGCUUCAUCGUACUGUGCUGCUGUCUCAAGCAUUGGGUCAUCACGAUUCCAAACGAGACCAGAAGAAAGGACGCCCUGAUCAAAAAGCAGAUUAUCGAAGAUUUAAAUACGACCGAGAAUCCACUUUGGAUUGAGCAAAAAUUAAAGCUCUACGAAGAGCAGGAACUGACGAUGCAAGUGUUUUCCGAGCCGGAACUGACGCAACAGCAACAGCAACAGCACCAGCAUCUGAACAACUCGAACAACACAUCCUCGUCGAUGGCCAGCCACCACCACCAGCACCAGCAGCAGCAGCAGAUGCAACAGCAGGAGCAAGCGUUGGUCCUCGGGCUGGAUCGACGGGACUCGUACCCGGAACUGUCCCAGGGGGGUGGCGAUAACACGUACGCCACCAUCCAGCCACGCAAUUAUGCGUCCAAUCUGAGCACGGUGCUGGGCACCAGUGGGAUUGGCGUUGGCGGCGGCGGCGGCGGCAGCGGUGGUGGCCCUGCAGGCGGUCUGAGCGGAGAAAUGUCGGAUUAUGCGACACUGCGAAAUAGCAGGGCACCUUCGAUGUACGAGUUUCGAGGGUCCUCCUUCCAGGUGCAGCAGCUCCAUGGUGGUGUCGGUGGUGCCGCCAUGGAUCAACCGGACUACGUGACGGAGUUGAUUUAAGAGUGAUGAAUUGAUUAUUCCAAUUUUUACUGAACAAGACUACACACAACAUUUUUACUUUUACUGUUAUUCGACGCAGCUCCUCCCGUUGCAGUAGGAUAUCAUUAGCGGGUUAAGUGACGAGAAAGAUUCGUCUCCAGAAAACAAUAUCUUUUUUUUUUAGUAGGUUAAUGUGAAAUCAAAACGUAAAAUUGCCAAGUUGAAGAAACGAAGAAGACCCCCCUUUGAAAAGGAAUGCUCAAUGUGUUGUGUUUGACACCCGAUUGUAAAAUACUCAAAGCAGAAGAAACGAAUUUGAACAACCAUACUGAGGGAAAGAGCAUUGAUUUGAGAUUUUUGCCCGACAAAGGCAGCAGAAUACAAACUCUUUGAUAGACAAUAAAUAGGAGAUAUCUUAAAGGAUAGUAUUUAUGAGAGAGAUAAUGUUGAUGAAUACGAAUAUUCUCAGAUGCAACAGUUUUACUCGAACCAUUCCGCCACACGUCGUACUCAACAUUUCGUUUUAAGUUUUUAUCAAUUUGCGUUUAAAUUUAACGAACCGCCACAAAAAUCCCCCUCGAUUGCUCACGCUCUGCUCGGACCAUUUACUUUUUCGGAAAAUACCUCCGGUGAUUUCUGGCUCAUUAUGAUUUUUCCAGCCCUGCAAAAUAAUGCAAUCCCAUACAUCUACCCGUUCCGUUCCAUUCCCCCAGUCAGUCUUCCGCCACAUUCAACCAGAACCGCAGCCUCACACGUGGCAUGGCACGCGCGUGAGUUAAACAAAUGAAUUCAAUUAAAAAUUAUGAAAAUUGAAAUCGAAAAAAUAAACCAAACUGUUCCGCAGUUCAGAAACAGGCCCUUCUCUCUCAAGUAGUCCUACCAUGUGGAAAAUGGUGACGAGGUGAAGUGAAAAUGAGAGCGCGUGAAUGAGUAAGAGCGAGCGAGCGAAUAAAAAGUUCACAAAAAUCCAACCGCCAAACCGAGGUAUCGAAAGUUGAAAAAUUGUAAAUAAUUAAAUCUAGCAAAUGGAUGAAAUAUUUAAAUUAUUAAAAAUCAAUUAUGUUAACGAGUUUAUGGGGCUAUGUAUCGGAAACGAGUGCCGGCGGUUGCCACGCGGCCGCCUGUCGCCCUUUUCGCUUUUUUUAAUUUUGUUCUGUUUGUUUGGUUUUUGAUUUCGAACAAUCGGAAUACAAAAUCGAAAAACCUGGGCUGGGUGGUUAGGAGAGUAAUUAACUUUUUUGUAAGAGAAAAGACAGCUAAACAAUGAUACGGAUGACUUGUUAUGUUUUACGUCUCUAUUUUUAAGUAUAAGAAAUAAUAGCACAACAUCGAUGGGGAAGAGCCACUGUCCACGUACCCCGCCCCGCCCUUCCUCCACUACCAUGUGGAACGAGGACGGGGUUCCAUUUUAGAUUUAGGAAAACUGAGAGAAGCAGGAAGUCAAAGUGGAAUUCUUUUGAACAAAAUAUGGUUUCUGUGAAGAGUAAUCGUUUUAACAAAACAAAAGCAGAUUAGAAGGUGUAGCAAUAAAAUGCAGUUUUUCUAGUAAAAUUGUAA